GGGAACUCACGUACCGAGCCACAAUCCUCACCUGCGUGCUCCCUCUAGGGUAAACAGCGACCAUACCCGAUCUCCCCUGCCUUGUUCCCCAGAAUCCGUGGCUUGAGAAUCACAUUGAACCCAUAGCAAAGGAUCAAAGAUGACGGAGGCAACGAUAAGGAAUAAGCCCGGCAUGGCCAGCGUCAAGGACAUGCCGGUCCUUCAAGAUGGUCCUCCUCCCGGAGGAUUCGCUCCGGUCCGAUUCGCUCGCCGAAUCCCAAACAAAGGGCCCAGCGCCAUGGCCAUAUUCCUCACCGCGUUCGGUGCUUUCUCUUGGGGAAUGUACCAGGUGGGCCAGGGCAACAAAGUCCGAAGGGCAAUCAAAGAGGAAAAAUAUGCAGCUCGCUGUGCGAUACUGCCUGUUCUUCAAGCUGAAGAGGAUGAAAGAUUUGUUAGGGAGUGGAAAAAAUAUCUGGAGUACGAGGCAGAAGUAAUGAAGGAUGUGCCUGGUUGGAAAGUUGGUGAGAGUGUGUAUAACUCCGGCAGAUGGGUGCCGCCAGCAAGUGGCGAGCUGCGUCCUGAAGUAUGGUGAAAAUGUUUUAACGCAUCACCAUCCAGAGUCGGCCUAUCGGAUGCUGUGAUCCACAUGGUACUUGUGUUCCUGUUUCUAAAUCCAAUAAUGUAUCUGGAACUCUUGUAAUCGCCUUUCAGAAUGCUAUGACAUCAAAUUUUUAUUUCACUAUAUGGGGGCAUGAAGAUUUGAACCUUAAGCGAAGUGUGAACAAUCCGAACCCUCUAGAAGGAAUACUUUGAAUUUGUGUUUA
This is a messenger RNA of Neltuma alba, 803 nucleotides long. Its product is annotated as NADH dehydrogenase [ubiquinone] 1 alpha subcomplex subunit 13-B. The transcript is spliced from 3 exons. The record is from RefSeq and is a predicted model, not a curated record. Lineage: Eukaryota; Viridiplantae; Streptophyta; Magnoliopsida; Fabales; Fabaceae. Gene Ontology annotation, cellular component: respiratory chain complex I. Bases 140 to 571 code for a protein of 143 amino acids.